AGAAGUUUCGUGAAGCAUUAAUAAAACAAUAAGCAGCUUCUCGAUCGUUCUCUCUAACUAUUCCUCAUUUUACUAUUUAUUCUUCUUCAAUCGUGACUUCUAGAGACACUUUGUUUUUAGUUUGUUUAAUCACCAUUGCUUUCUUACAACAACUAUUUUCACAAUCUGUAACAGUUAUACCACGAUGGCUACCAAUGAAUCUCAGUCUCAGAGAACUGCUCCGACGCCGUUUCUCACCAAAACUUUUAACCUCGUCGAAGACCCUUCUACCAACGACGUUAUAUCAUGGAACGAAGAUGGUUCCUCCUUCGUCGUAUGGAACCAAACAGACUUCGCUAAGGACAUGCUUCCGAAACACUUCAAACACAACAACUUCUCCAGUUUCGUCCGCCAGCUCAACACUUACGGAUUCAAAAAAGUUGUACCGGACCGGUGGGAGUUUUCUAACGAGUUCUUUAGGAGAGGAGAGAAACGUCUCCUCCGCGACAUCCAGCGUCGGAAGCUAACGCCACAAGCGGCUGGUUCUCCGCCGCGGCGUGAAGUUGUCGCGGCUCAGACAGCAAAAACGGCUGUGUCUCCGUCAAGUUCAGGUGAAGAUCAAACCAUGUCUCCGUCGUCGUGGACAGGAAGCGGUGGCUUGUCUGAAGAGCUGUUGGAGGAGAACGAGAAGCUUCGGAGUCAGAACAAAGAGCUUAACCGUGAGCUUGCGCAGAUGAAGUUUCUAUACGGUAACAUCUUUGGACUCAUGUCCAACUACGCCGGAGCUAGUAGCAGUCACGAGAUGAUGACGGAGAUUGAGGAAGAAGAAUCGAGCCCCAGGCUGUUCGGCGUUUCUAUAGGUCUGAAACGGACGAGAAGCGAAGGAGUUCAUGUGAAGACGGUUUCUACGGCGGCGGAGGAGACGCCGUGGCUGAGACACUCUAAUAGAGCCAACCAGAGAGUCUGUAAUUAACGGUUCAGAUCAAUGUGUAUACGCUAGAGGAUUCAAACAGUCAGCACGUGUCCUAUAUGUUGCAACAAGUUUCAUCAAUCUUGACUUCUUCUCGAACAUUUUGUAAAUGGUUCUUUUCUGUUUUUUUUCUUCCUUUCAAUAGAUUUGUCUGUACUCUCCCUUUUUGACUUUUCUUUUUCUUUCUCAAAACCAUUAAAUUUUUGAUGCAACUGGAAUUUGAAA
Molecule: messenger RNA, 1174 nt
Organism: Brassica rapa (field mustard)
Lineage: Eukaryota; Viridiplantae; Streptophyta; Magnoliopsida; Brassicales; Brassicaceae
Product: heat stress transcription factor B-2a-like
Biological process (GO): regulation of transcription by RNA polymerase II
Cellular component (GO): nucleus
Molecular function (GO): RNA polymerase II cis-regulatory region sequence-specific DNA binding; DNA-binding transcription factor activity
Source: RefSeq, a predicted model, not a curated record